ACUCUUGUCAGGGCAGCGGCACAUGGACUGCCUGAUGCGCUGAGCCCGGCGCUGCGGGGCCGCGGAGCGCGGGGAGCAGCGGCCGCGGCGGGGAGGGGGGUGGGGCGGGACGGCACAGCCUCCGGUGCUCGCGCGAGGGGCCGGGGCCCGCGCUUUGCCUUCUGCUCAUCUGCAGCCGUCUACGUUUUCAAAAUUUCUCUCUUUCCUUUUUCCCCCCACCUCCUUGCAAUUUUGAACAUUUUGCAAGACUGAGUGUUGGAGGCAGGUGAGAAAGCAUCCUGCACUGGGUCGGAGGAGUCCGCGGCGCUAGAUGCGCCUUCCCUGGACUGUCGGCACUGAGAACACGAAAGUUUUUUUGUUUUUGUUUUUGUUUUUUUUUGAUAUUUGUAUGCUGAUGUAUUUACAAAGACAGAAGUGAUUUUUUUUUUUCUUCCUUGUCUGCACUGUUUUGAAAGCGAGUACUUUUGGUUGGCAAAGGACGGAGGAAACAAAGCUCAUCAACAUUUCGGGGCGGCGAUUGGCCUUCUUUUUAAAAAGACAAUUGAGUGCAUCACGAUGGAGAAAAUGUCCCGACAGCUCCCCUUGAACCCCACCUUUAUCCCGCCUCCCUACGGCGUGCUCAGGUCCCUGCUGGAGAACCCGCUGAAGCUCCCCCUUCAUCCUGAAGACGCAUUUAGUAAAGAAAAAGACAAAGGAAAGAAGCUGGACGAUGAGAGCAGCAGCCCGACCGUCCCCCAGUCCGCCUUCUUGGGACCCACCUUAUGGGACAAAACCCUUCCCUAUGACGGAGAUACUUUCCAGCUGGAAUACAUGGACUUGGAGGAAUUCCUGUCAGAGAAUGGCAUCCCCCCGAGUCCGUCGCAGCACGACCACAGCCCUCACCCCCCUGGCUUGCAACCAGCUUCCUCCACGGCGCCCUCGGUCAUGGAUCUCAGCAGCCGGGCCACAGCGCCCCUCCACCCGGGCAUCCCGUCUCCGAACUGUAUGCAGAGCCCCAUCAGACCAGGCCAGCUGUUGCCAGCAAACCGCAAUACACCGAGUCCCAUUGACCCUGACACCAUCCAGGUACCAGUCGGGUAUGAACCAGACCCGGCAGACCUUGCCCUCUCCAGCAUCCCGGGGCAGGAAAUGUUUGACCCUCGCAAACGGAAGUUCUCUGAGGAAGAACUGAAGCCACAGCCCAUGAUUAAGAAAGCUCGCAAAGUCUUCAUUCCCGAUGAUUUGAAGCAGGAUGACAAGUACUGGGCGAGGCGCAGAAAGAACAACAUGGCGGCCAAGCGCUCCCGUGAUGCCCGGCGGCUGAAGGAGAACCAGAUCGCAAUCCGGGCCUCAUUCCUGGAGAAGGAGAACUCGGCCCUCCGCCAGGAGGUGGCUGAUUUAAGGAAGGAGCUGGGCAAAUGCAAGAACAUACUUGCCAAGUACGAGGCCAGGCACGGGCCCCUGUAAGAUGGCAUUUUUGUGGGCUGGCUUUUGAAUAGAUGGACAGCUUGUUUCCUGUCUGGUAGCCCCACACCCAAACCAACCUUUCUGACAUCAGCACUUUACCAGAGGCAUAAACGCAACUGACUCAUAUUUUGGUGUGCAUCUAUGCGUAUGUAUGUAUGUUUGUGUGUGUGUAUAUGUGCUUAUGGUCCCAUGUGUGGUCAGCGGUGUGCAUGUGUGAGCGUGUAUAUGUGUGUAUUCCUUCACACUUGUCGUUUAAAGAUAGUCCUCUUGUUGUCUUUUAGUUCCAAACAAGAAAGGUGCCAUGUUUUUUAUUCCACCCUGGAGACUCCCAUGGGGUUUCCUCCCCUUCCUUCUCCCUUCCUGCCCCUUUCUGCCUUGCUCUGUGUUCUAGCGAUCUCACUUGGCCAGGGUCUGUGUUGCUUCAGGAAGCAGGGCCCUGGAUCUCAGUGAUCAAGACCAUAAGCUCUUGUUUCUGUUUCAGCCAUGAAUUACCAUGCUGGAAAGGUGCAUAGCAUACCCUAGCACUGCGCGCAGCUGAAUUCCUUCAUAGGUUGCCCCACUUCCCUUCCCUUUUUCCUCCCCACCCUUUCUCGUUUUUUCCUUUCAGUUUUGGUGACACUUGUCUUCAAAUUUAAAGUGCUGUUUAGAUUUAGUAGAGUCCCAUAUUUACUUACUGCUACCUACUAAGUUUCCUUUUAAUUCCACCAACCCCAGAUAAGUAAGUACCAUUCCUUAUAGAACACAGAGUGUGUUUUGCACUGUCUGUACCUAAAGCAAUAAUCCUAGUGUACGCUAGAGCAUGCUGCCUGAGUAUUAACUAGUGGACGUAGGAAAAAAAAUUCCCUACCUAGGAAUUUCACUGUCUUUUAAAAAAAAAACUCAAAAAUCAAGUAAUGCAUUUGUGCAUGACCAGAAUAUUCUCAGGACAGGGAAGCAGAGGGCAAGGGAAGGCCUAAGAAUGAGGGGUUAAUUUAUCAGUAUGUAUGCCAAAAACAUAAUAAUAAUGCAUCUUGGAGAAGCCUUUGCCACGGUGUGCUUCGUCGUGCGUCUCCCCUUCCCACACCCAGCCCAUUCCCACUUUUCUAGCCCAUUCACUUUCUCCAUUUCCCUCUUGAUAUUCAAAACGAUUGACUUAAGAUUCAGUUUACCCACUUUGUUUUAUAAUAUAUAUAUUUGGGGGGGGGACGAUAUUUUGCUGUUUUUAGAAAUCAGUUAAUUAAGUGAAAAAGUUGAUGUUUUGAAAAGCCCUCCCUUGACCCCCACCCCCACCCCCCGUGGUGUCCUUUUGAAUGCCUCACAAAUGAAUGAUUCCGGAGCCCGUGUUUCUCAUCCUCUGUUUGCUUUUGAACAUAUGUGCGCCUAUCAAGUGGACUUCUGAAAAAAAAAAUGAAUGUAAAAGACACUGGUGUAUCUCAGAAUGGGAUGGUGUUGUCACAAACUGUGGUUUCUCCGAUCAAUUUAAAUGUUUACUAUAGACCAAAAGGAGAGAUUAUUAAAUCGUUUAAUGUUUAUACAGAGUAAUUAUAGGAAGUUCUUUUUUUGUACAGUAUUUUUCAGAUAUAAAUACUGACAAUGUAUUUUGGAAGACAUAUAUUAUAUAUAGAAAAGAGAAAAAAAGGAAAACUAUUCCGUGUUUUAAAAUUAUAUAGCAAAGAUAUAUAUUCACCAAUGCUGUUCAGAGGAGUGCUUGGGGGCUUUUGAAAUCUUUAAUAUUUUAAACCUAUUACUGACACAUCAGCAUGUUUUCUGCUUAAAAUUAAAAUUUUAUGACAAUACUGAGGCUUGCUGUGACGACUCCUGCUCCAACGCUUUCUUGUUUCUUAUUAGGUCUCAGAAGGAAGUCAGUUAACGUCACCCAAAAGCACAAAACGGGUUUUAGUCAAAUAUUUAUUGGAUGAUCCAGUGUUUUUUAGGAAAAGCAUCUGCCACAUAAAUGUUCACUUCAGGAUUCUGAGUCGUUGGAAUGGAGUAUGGCUGCCAGAGCCCCAGAUGAUUUUGUUCGCUUUCGGCCUGUGUAUCUAUCUCACGCAGUGUAAGGUUGACCUCGGUGCUAUGUGUACGGCUUAGAGUUUGAUAGCUGUUUUGACUUUAAAGAUGGCUGUUAUUUUGUUUCACUGAGUUGUAUAAUGUCAAGAGAGUCUGCUGUUUCUUCAAAAGCACAUUUUUGUGCUCGAUUAAAAUCCCCUUCCAUCCAUGGAUGUUUUCCGGUCUCCUGCCUCCACAGUAUCUGACUUCUCUGCGGAUCCAGUGAUGCCCUCCCCCCUCCCUCAGCCACUCCGCUGUCCAGUGUCACAGAUCUGGAAAACGAGACCUGUAGGUUUCUUCCCAGGUUCCUGUUGUAUUCCACGGUGAGAGAUGAGAGAGUGAGAGAAAUAAAAUACAUUUUGCAAGCAAAUUACUGAUUAAAAAAAAUGUUUCAACCAUGUUGUAUAGAACUGAAUAAGAGAUAAUUCAGUAAUAGCCAUGGGACACCAAAAAGUUGGUCCUUUUGAAGAUAGAGAAAGAGAGGGAUUGCAGAACUGUUCAAUGACAGUGCUUGCCAGGGCACAGAUGAGUACUUAAGGAGAGAAGUGUUCAAGGGUUGCACUGUGGCCCACCCAGACACAUGGAACCAUCCAGUACUCGAUGAAGAAAAGCAUGCCUGGCCUUUCUUGGAAUUGUUUUUACCAAAUAAACAUCACAAAUGUUUUCUGCAGAAGAUAUAAAAAGAUCAUAAUAAAACUUAUUCUUUUGUAUACCAGGAAAGGUUUGUAGAAAACCUACCUCAUUCAAAACAAAACAAAACAAAAAACUCAAGAGUUUGGAAUCUCCACAGGUGCCUUAUCUGUAGGUAAUUAUCAGUCCCCCACCCCCAGGCUGACUUCUCUUUGCCCCUGGAUAUUAACUAGAUGAGAAAAUGCCAUUCAAUGCCCUGAGAAGCUAGAACCUAGGGUCAGAUAACUGCAGCAGACCAUAGCCAUUAGGAAGUCCCAUUGUCAACUGUCACCAUUUCAAGGUAGGCAUCUUUCCAUGGUUAAUUAUUUGGUCAUUCCAAAUGCAUCUGAAAUGUUGCAUGCCCUGCCAUUCAGAUGCAAAGCACUUCCUGGUCAGGUCAUAUCUUUUCAUUAGUCACAUGGAUUCUCGAAGAAAGUUUUAAAAAAAAAAGGAAUCAGGGUUUCUCUCUGCUGAUGCUCCCCUGAGGGGAUGGGGGGGCUUUGGAUGACAGUCCCCAACUAUAGAGGGACUGGUGCUUUGGGUCAUUCACAAACCACAUCAGGCAUGACUUGGCCAGGCCUUUGUCUCUAAAUAGAACAGGCCUUGAAGGGACCAUCCUUUGUAGAAGAAGAAGAAUGGGCCUAUGUUUGAGAAUAGCAUGAUGGGACUCAGUCACUGGGUGAGGGGGAAACCAGAUAAAAGAACCCAGAGGCUCUUUCUAACCCAUUAUCUUACCGUGGGAAUUUACACUGAGUCUAAACAUACCUUCGAAAGGGCUACAGCCUCAGGUCUGGAUGACCUGCCGUGAGUUGUAAGUGGCAAUGUCUCUCCUGUCCAGGGAUGAAACAACUGAUGAUGUGUAAAAUACAAGGAAUACUUUGCUCUUUCUAAAAGUUUGUUCAGUUUGGCCCUUAGCAUUCCUUUAGAAAAAACUCAAAACUUCCUCAGAGUUAAUUAGUGAGAUCCUCAGGCAUCGAUGCCUGUGGAUCUCAGACAGCUCUGUGUGUGGCUUGUCCCCACCGGCUGGGAUUGGCUUCCUGCAGCUGACUAGGCUGAGGUGUGAUGCCCUCCCUCCCUGGGUACAUACCUUCUUCUCUGGCUCUGAUUGCACUUGCUUCCUACUGAGGGCUCCUGAGUACAACCCUCUGGGGAAGCCAAAUUCAACUCCAGGUGUUCGGUAAAAAUCAGUGUCAAUAAUAAAUGAACAAAACUUGUAGGUCUUGAUGGACUGAAUUUUCAAUAACUACUGUUAAUGCAUUUUUGCCAAAAUCUGUGUUGGGGAAUGUGUGUUUGUGUGUGGAUGUUUAAGUGGAGACAGAAAAUCUGUAAUUUUUUUUUUAGCACCUCACCAGACAUAACAAUUAGGUAUUAUCCUUUCGACAACACCACAAAGAUUGCAUCUGUCAAACAGGCUCAAGUUAACAAGAGGUUAGUGUAAUUGUAUACCAUGAUAUUGCUGGUAUUUAUGCUGUCAAGUCCAAAACUUCAUUUGUUCUUCUAAAUGUUUAAUAAACUAAUUUUUUUCCUUUU
This is a messenger RNA of Mus musculus (house mouse), 5670 nucleotides long. It is a transcript of the gene Hlf, whose product is annotated as hepatic leukemia factor. The transcript has 4 exons. Gene Ontology annotation, biological process: regulation of transcription by RNA polymerase II; regulation of DNA-templated transcription; positive regulation of transcription by RNA polymerase II. The coding region runs from base 556 to 1446 and encodes 296 amino acids. Gene Ontology annotation, cellular component: nucleus; RNA polymerase II transcription regulator complex; nucleoplasm. Lineage: Eukaryota; Metazoa; Chordata; Mammalia; Rodentia; Muridae. Gene Ontology annotation, molecular function: DNA-binding transcription activator activity, RNA polymerase II-specific; sequence-specific DNA binding; protein heterodimerization activity. The record is from RefSeq and is marked validated.